AUGCCAGUCUUGUAUCUGGAACUGGCCAUCGGUCAGCAUUUGAGGUCGGGGUGUGUGGGCGUUUGGAACAGGGUCCACCCUUUUAUAGGCGGGCUCGGGAUCGCAUCGGCUGUGACGUCAUUUCUAGUGGCCAUUUACUACAAUGCUAUCAUCAUGUGGUGUUUCUUCUACCUGUUCCAUUCAUUUCAGACGACUCUCCCAUGGUCCGAGUGCCCCACAUAUGUAAACGAACACAACAAGACACUGAACAUUGAGGAAUGUGACAUUAGCGGACCAACUUCCUACUUCUGGUACCGGUCAGCUCUGGACAUCUCGCCUGGCAUUGACCAGCCUGACGGCAUCAAAUGGAAGCUGCUGCUGUGUCAUGUCUGUGCCUGGAUCGUCAUUUUCUUGUGUAUCUGUAAGGGCAUCAAGUCUUCCGGGAAGGUUGUGUAUUUCACCGCCACAUUCCCCUACGUUGUGCUCAUCAUUUUCUUCAUCCGUGGCAUCACACUAGAGGGCUCUGUUGAUGGUCUCGUGCACAUGUUCACGCCAAAGAUCGAAGAGCUGCUGGACGUGUCCUGCUGGUUGGACGCGGCGGCCCAAAUCUUCUUCUCCUUCGGGUUGGCGUUUGGUGGCCUCAUCGCCUUCUCCAGCUACAACCCGGUCCACAACAACAUGGAGAGGGGACACCGUCAUCGUGCCGCCACCAACUGGUGCACCGCCAUCUUUGCUUGUGCCGUCAUCUUCGCGGUCAUAGGGUUCAAGGCCACGGUCAUGUACAACCACUGUAUUGAUUAUAAUAUCGGUAUCCUAGGGGAGAUAUGCAGUAACCUAAACGUGUCUGACGUCAUGUGCUAUGGCCACAACAGCUCAGAGACCAUAACAAACAGGGUCUACAAGGAAAUGUUUGAGGAUAACUUGACCGCCUUCACCAAUUUUACAACCCGCCCAUUUCGGGCGUGUAGUCUAGAGGAUGAUUUGAAUAAGGGUGUUGAAGGUACCGGUCUAGCAUUCAUCAUCUUCACGCAAGCAAUCAAUGAGUUUGGUCCAUCUGCGCCAUUUUGGUCCGUGGUGUUCUUUCUUAUGCUGCUCUCCCUUGGAUUGGGCAGUGAGUUUGGUACCAUUGAAGGGGUGACAACUUCCCUUUAUGACUUGGAUAUUUACCCUUGGAUGAGAAAAAAAUGGCUAGUUUCCGGUAUGCUGUGUACAAGCAUGUGCCUGGUGGGCAUGCUGUUUGUCACUGGCAGCGGGUCCUACUGGGUGGCGCUCUUUGACACCUUCGCUGGAACUUUUCCUUUGAUCAUGGUGGCCCUGGGGGAGUGCCUGGCCGUGGGGUGGAUCCUUGGCGCAAACAGGUUUAGUGAAGAGAUUGAGUGCAUGAUUGGCCACAAGCCCAAUAUCUACUGGAGGGUUGCAUGGAAGUUUCUAGCACCUCUCUUUAUGGUGGCACUUCUGCUGGGGACAUUGAUUAAGAUGUUUUCCUCCCCAAUAACUUACAAGGCCUACAACUCUGUCACGACACUAAUGGAGAAAGAGUGCUAUCCCUGGUAUGCCAGUGUGGCUUGUGGUGUUCUUGUGUUUGCGUCGGUCUUGUGGAUACCUGGCAUAGCACUGCUGAGAAAGUGCGGAGUCCUUCAGUACGACCAUGCGAAGAAGCUUGCCUCAGAUAUCCAUAGAGCUACAGUCUCCACAACAAAGUUCCUAGGUGGGAGCCAGUGGUCUGCCAGGUCAGAUGACAGAGAUUCCGGACACAACUCCGAUGAGGACACGCCCCUCAGAGAGCCAGAAAGACCAACAGAAUUUUUUAUUGAAGACCUGCUUGCUGUGCUACCAGCCAGACCUAAAUCAAACAGAGAAAGUAUUGUUUAAUCUCACACUCAGCCAGAUAGUAUUACAGUUUAUUGGGUUGGAUUCUACUUUUGUUUCUGUACACACACCAUUCCUAGUUUUUAAAUGGCUUGACUUUGUGAUGUAUCUAUCACAGCUCAGAUGGAGUUUCUCUAUGAUAUUGAAACAGUGAUUGAUGUUAGGCAUUGUUAGGACAAUAUAUAAAUUAUAUUGCAGUUUGAUGAUGUAUUAAAAAUGCAUUGACAUAAUGUUUUUAUUUUUAUUUAAAAUUUAAUAUAAAUUGAUCAUGUUAAUUUCUUUUAUUUUAGAUGGGAAUAGUAUUCUUCUUAUAUUAAAAAAAAAAAUUUAAAUCUUCUUUUAAUUUCAUUUAUAAUAUAUUGGUUUUAGAAAUAGAUUCUAAAUUGCUUUCCUUUGUUUUGUAGUGUCCUUUCAGUUUUUAAGUGUGACUGGGCAGUCUAAUGUCCAGACCUACACACUAAAAAUGGUUUUGUGAAACUAUUUGCUACCCUAGUGGUUGCUAGUUAUUUAAAUUCACUAAAAAAAUCUGCUUUUAUUAUGGAUUUGAAAUUUGAAAAUGUAUUUAUUGUAAUAUUCUAAAAAAUGGAAUGUUUAACAACUGCAGUUAAUUUAUUAUGAGCUCAUUUAAAAGAAAUAUUUAAAUAAUGUAACAAAUCAAAACGCAAAGCUGAAUAGAAAUUCAUAUACUGUGAAAAUAUGUGCAAAUUCUGGCACUUCUGAAUUUACACAUUCACUUCUAUUUAACAGCACACACACAAAAAAAAAUUAAGUAUUAGAGAUAAAAUAGGUCAAAGAAAUGUUAUUAAUAGCUUAGAUAUUUUGAUUAAAAAGCAUUUCUCUUGUGAUUAUCCCAGUUAAAUGACCUUAGCAAUUCUACAUUAAAAUCAAUAUAAAGGUUGAUGUUCCUAUACAUAACAGUAAAAAUGUAGAUUAGAUUUAGUUGUGCAUGCAGUGUGCAAAUCUUAGAUCUAACAUUUAAUAUAUAUAUAUAUAUAUAUAUAUAUAUAUAU
Molecule: messenger RNA, 2858 nt
Organism: Physella acuta
Lineage: Eukaryota; Metazoa; Mollusca; Gastropoda; Physidae
Product: sodium-dependent neutral amino acid transporter B(0)AT1
Biological process (GO): amino acid transport; nitrogen compound transport; sodium ion transmembrane transport
Cellular component (GO): plasma membrane
Source: RefSeq, a predicted model, not a curated record